Bursaphelenchus xylophilus (pine wood nematode) is the source of this 633-nucleotide messenger RNA. The record is from the annotation of a GenBank genome assembly. NCBI's taxonomy places the organism in Eukaryota, Metazoa, Nematoda, Chromadorea, Rhabditida, Aphelenchoididae.
AUGAGUUAUUCCCGGACAUUAUCAUUAAUCAAACAUAUCCAAUGUAGAAGAUCUAUUUCAAAUAAAAUCCAGCGUGGCCACGGAAUUACUUACGACGAGAAGUCCAUAAUAGGGUAAGCCCCCGUAGCAGCGCUUAACGGUAAAAGAUUUUCGGCAGAUCAGAUUUUCCACGUUGUGUACAAGGUGGAAGACUACCCUCUGUUUGUUCCGUGGUGUAAGAACUCUGUAAUCCACAAGAGAUCCGCUGGUAUUUUAGAAGCAGAACUCUUUGUGGGCUUCCCUCCCCUUAACGAGCAUUACAAAUCAAGAGUAACCACAGUAUAUCCAUACGUGAUCAGAGUAAGUUUGUACAUCUGCGGCCAUUUUAAAAACUAUUUUUAGUCGGUCUGCACUGAUGGAAGGUUGUUUAAUAUCUUUGACACAAUCUGGAGAUUUGGAGAAGCCCCUUCAGAGUACCCCAAACAGACAUGCUUGCUACAUUUCACUCUCGAAUUUGAAUUCAAAUCGAACCUCUACCGUCAUUUGGCUAACAUUGUCUUCGCACAAGUUGCCAAGAGUAUGGUUCACGCGUUUCUGAAGAGGGCGGAGUUUAUUUACGGACCUCCAUCAAUGAAACCAGAGACCCUAAAAUGA